Molecule: messenger RNA, 318 nt
Organism: Ilex paraguariensis (yerba mate)
Lineage: Eukaryota; Viridiplantae; Streptophyta; Magnoliopsida; Aquifoliales; Aquifoliaceae
Source: the annotation of a GenBank genome assembly
AUGGGCGACUUUGAUGACAGUUGUUUGGGCGAUGGAUCCUCAGGCAACCCCAGAAGCUCAUUAGGUGACGCCAGAGGCUCCUUAGGCGAAGCUACCACAUUGCGCGUUGAGAACAAGGGGACAUUAGGUGGCGGAGAGUAUCGAAGGCACCCUGGAUGGAACCACAGUCAGUCAAGACGGGAAGACAGAGGCAUUGUUGAAGAAGGUAGGGACCCAGGAAUGAUUGGGGAGGCAAAGGAGGCCAAGAGGGCGAUGCCUAUGCGAUUGUUGGCGACGUCAUGGGAGGCCAAGAGGGCGGAUCCAUGGCACGAGGGAUGA